AUGGUGGAGGACCGUUUCGUCGGACGACAGAAUCUUGUUCCAGUCUUGACGGGUCCAGUUGAGAUGCUCCUUCGCCCACUUCACCCUGGCGACUCGAUUCUUUUCAGAAAUCAGCGGUUUUUUCACUGCACGUCUUCCCAUGAUUCCAGCAGCAUUGAGACGUCGUUUCACGGUCGAGACGGAUGGCGGAGAUGGCGAAUUCGAGAAAACUUCCCGUCUGAUCGCAGGGGCGGUGAGUCUUGGAUUGGUUCUAGGCGUCUUCAAAAUGUUUCUAUCGCCAUUACGAUCACUGAAACGUGGUCUUCCAGUGCGUUGGCUCUUAGUAGAGCCAUCUCGAGCUUUCCAACGCUUCAGGAACUGAGAAAUGCACGCCUCUGUCACGCCGAACAUUCCCGCCAACGCCAUCAUGGUCAGUCCAUUUUGACGACCCACAACGAUGGCUCUUUUGUCGUUAUCAGUCAAAUUCUUUUUUCCAGAGGUUCUUCUCAUGUCUGAAAACAUGAAAAAAAACAUAUGCCAACAUUAUUACUUUUAAAACAUUUAAUAAAAAUAAAUAAAAAUAAAAGCAUAAAAAACAAAAAAAAUUGAAUUCAAAAAAAAAUUUCUAAAACGCGUCGCAGUGACUGCGGACAUGUAUGUGUAUACCGUAUAUGUUUUAAAGUAUAUUUUACAUUAUCCCUGAAAGUUAUAUAUAAAUCGUAUAAGUACUCGCUGAGAUAUCCUCAAAAAACCAAAACUUAAUAUACUUUUGAGCGGUACUGUAGCUACUCGAAAGCUUUUUAAGGGUUUUUUUUGGAUCCACAAUAGAGUUCUCAAAAUGACCAAUUGAAAAAAAUGACAUUUUUCAAAAACGAAAAAUUUUCUUUUUGACAUUUCAAACGAAUGUCGUUUUUGAAAGAUCAACCAAAAUUGAUCACUUUCAUUCUUUUUCAUUUUGUGACUUUUCAAAUAAUGACUGAAAAAAAAUAAAUGGUCAUUUUCUAAACGAUCAUAUUCUGACUAGUAAAUAAAUGUUCGUCCUAAUGACCAAAAAUUUUUCAAAAAGUGAAAUUUAAAUGUUCAUUUUUUUGACCAAAAUUUCCGAAAUGAAUUUUUAAAUGUUUACUUUUUUUGACCAAAAAAAUUUCAAAAUGAAAUUUAAAUGUUCAUUUUUUUAACCAAAAAUUUUUUUCGAAAAAAAUAAGUAAUUGUUCAUUUUUUUUAAAUGCUCAGUUAUGAAAUUUAACCAAAAUGAAAUUUUUAACAAACGGUUCAUGUGAAAUUUAACUAAUUGGUCGAAUUCAUCAAACGUUCAGAAAAUGUUUGGUUGAACGUUCGUUCAAACAUUUACUUUUGAGAACUCUAAUCCACAAGGUUUGUGUAGCCGGGUUACGGUAGCCAGGUCACCUGCGCAUCUAAGAAAUAUCGGCUGAAUAGCUACCCGAAAGCUCCCCAAAGGGCUUUUUUGGAUCCAUAAGAUUUUGAGCCAUUCUGUCUUACUGUAGCCAGAUUACGAUAGCCAGAUAACCUGCGCUUCUAAGAAAUAUUGGCUAAAUAGCUGCUCGAAAGCUUCCCAAAGGGCUUUUUUUGGACCAUAAGGUUUUGAGUCAUUCUGUCUUACUGUAGCCGGGGCUACGGUAGCCAGGUCACUUGCGAAUUUAAGAAACUAAUUGAGAUUUUAUAGGCAAAAUUUAUAUCAUUCUAUUUGUCAUUUGAGUUUAGGAACAGUAGAUACCGUAAUGGGUUACUGUAGACAGUUUUUGAGAUACGGUACUUUUUUUUUAGUUAAAAAAAAUUUUCAUCAUUUUUGAGCCCUUUUUUCACAGUUCUUACCAGAAAUAGAACUUUUUCCCUGAUUUUAGAGACUUCUUUUUCUGAAUGGGGGGUUUUUUUAUAACAUAAUUUACAUCUUUAAAAAAAGAAACUACCCAAAAAAAGUCAUAAAUAGGUCCUGGAAGGAUUUUUGAAACCCUUUUUGUGUCAAAAUUUCUUGUCAGGUCUUUAAAAAAAAUAUUUUCAGCGCUUCCGCCAAACCGACCGAUCUCCAAUUGAAACCGCCUCGAAAACGGAGAAAGCGCGAGGAUCAAAGUACCAAGGCGAAUCGAAAUAUAAUCACCUUGCAAUUAUCAUUAUUUUUAGAGUCCCGAAGAUAAAGUGGACGCAAAAGAGAUUUCCAACGCGGCGGUCAGGAACAAAUUGACAAAGGUUUGAAAAAAAAAAGGAUACGGUAGGAUGAAAUGGUGUAUACACCGAAAAACAUUUUUGACGCGAAUUUUUUGAUUUAGCGAUUUUUUUUUGGUAUUUUCAUCACAGCUUCCUAGUGUGUUUAAAGGCGCAGAAAUUGUUUUAAAAUUCAUAAAAAUUUUUGAAAAAAGGCGAUUGUUCGGAUAAAGUUGCAUGGAACGGUGUAAGAAAUGAGAAAGAUUUUUUUAUCAUUUUUGUCCUUAUUUAAUUUUUUCUGAUUCGUUUCAAGACGUUCCCGUAUUCUAAAUAUAUAAAUUUCUUGUUUUUUUCCAAUUUUGAAGCUCUCCGAGGCUUUUUUUCAUACAGUCGUUUUUGAAUUAUUAGAAAUUUUAUUAUGGAUUUUUUGACCCAAAUCCAAUUUUAGGCCAUUUUUGAUCCAAAAACUCAUUAUUUCAUGCGAUUUCGUUCAGAUUUUGCCUCGAAUCCGCACAAAACCGCGCCAAUUGUACAGCCGAGUGAUUCUGAACGCCGUCGAGCAGCUUUCCGCCGUCAAAUAUUCCUCCGGCGGAUAUCAGAGAUUUUUAUCGAAUAUCGAUGAUAACUGCGCCAAUGUCAUACGGUAGCACAUCCGGAAAAUCUUGAUCAAUAUUAAUUUUGCGAAAAUUCAGGGAACUUUUCCGCGGGAAAUUCAAAGAGCCCUCGAAUCAGAUACACCUCUUGCCACAGGUUCUUCGGCACGCUGUGAGCUUCAAAAAAUAAUUUUCAACUAAAAUCAAAAAUUUUUCCAGUGGAACUUGAUGCCUCUGAGGUACCGGUCACAGUGGGAACGCGAAAAUCGCGUUUUAUUGAAAACUGAAACGGAAAAUACACGUAAUUUUUCGACUUUUUCUGGUGAAAUAUUAGAAAAUUCCAGAAACUUUCAACGACUGGACGUGGGACGAGUGCGUGACGAUGCUAGAUGUGAUUUUUUUUUUCGGAAAUAAUUUUUUUGGAGUGUUUAAAGGCGCAGGGCAUGUCUUAAAUUCCUAAUUGUGGACGGAACUUUUUUUUCGUUGAAGUAGAUCACAGUUAUAGUCGAAUUUAUGAUGAGUUUAUGUGGAUUUUGGAAGGAUUCUUAAAAGCGCAGGGCGUGGCUUAAAGUCGUAACUUAUGGAGGAAGCUUUUUCGCGUUGAAAUAGAUCAUAGUUACAAUCAUUUUGAGCCGUUUUGAAGCUAUUUUAAAGGCGCAGGGCCUGGCUUCGAGCCGUAAUUUUUAAAGGAAGCUUUUCCGCGCUUAAAUAGACCGCAAAUAAAAUAAGUUUAGAUCGUUUUUGAAGCAAUUUUAAAGGCGCAGGGCGGGGCUUGAGGUCGUAAUGUUCAAACUAAACGAUUUCGCGCCUGAAUAUUUCGAAUUUAUAAUGAUUUUAUGUGGAUUUUGGAAGAAUUUUUAAAAGCGCAGGGCUUGAUUUGCGUUACAAGUUUUGAAAAGAAUGGCUAAUUGAACAAGAUUUUUAAAAAUCAGAGUUUUUGCAAAGGAGUAGACUUCUAGAACAGCUCUGACUAGUCAGAAGAAAAGAAAAGACAAAAAAGGCUUUUCGCGUCGAGACCUCUACCUCUGCUCCUUUAAACAUCCCAGAAAUGUUUCAAAAGUUAAACUUUAAAUCAUAAUGUUCCAGAAACAAGACAAAAAUCACUAUAUCCAUGUCUGCGGAACGGAUUCCUACGUUAUCAAGUCGUUUGUGGAUGUCAAAGUGAGAAAAUUUAGAAGAAAAAGGAAAAAAAAAAUAUAUUUAUUCUAGAGCCAUUUCACGACGCACCACGAGCAGCUGUCGAUUUAUUGCUGCCAUUUUUGCAUGAAAGUCUUUGCCGAUCUGAAAGGACUCUAUAGCCACAAGAACUGCGAGAAGUUCACCGAGCUCAAGCACCAAAAGCAGACCAAAAAGGAGGAAGUCCGAAGGAAUUUUAUGGAAAAGAAUGAUGAAAAUCGCUUUUUCCAGUUGCUUUCUAUGGCUUUAACGUUCCUUGCUUGCUCGGAUUGCGGCCUUUGGAUCCCGAUCUGGGGCGAAACGACCAAUCCCAACGCCUGGCGAUUCUUCGUCUCUACUAUGGUUUGUUUGGAAAAUUCAAUUUGAUGAUUGAUUUUGUACGCAGAGAAGAUCAUACAGCAGUUUUAGAGGCUUUAAAACGACUAAACAACAUUUUUUUUUGAGCUUGAAAACUUUUUCAAGACAUUUUUGUACGUCCAAAUAACACUUAUAGAAAUUUUUUUCAGUGAUUUUAAUGGAAAAGGAAUAGAUUAAAAGUGAUUUUUGAACGAAAAAAAUGACCUCGAAAAAGGAAUUUAUAAGACAUUAAAAACAUUUAUCCAACCUUUUCGAUGAUUUAGACAAGAUUUUUGGCUUCAAGAUUCAAAAAAAGCUCACAAAAAUGCGGAAAGUCUAGUAGGACCUGAGAAGAACUUGAAAAGAACCUUUUAAAACCAAACCAGUUGAAAAAUAGUAAUAAAUAAACUGAAAAGAGCUCUCAUUUUGAUAAAAAUUGGCUUUUUAUUGUUUUUGAGGAAGAAUUUAGGAUAUUUUGAGUAAUCGUCAUGAAAAAAGUUAAAAAAAAAAAAUCAGAAACCGUUCAUUUUAUACAAAAAGUGACUCGAAAAAAGAGUUUAUAGGACUUUAAAAACAUUUAUACACUCUUUUUGUUGAUUUAAACAAGAUUUUCGGCCUUUAGACUUUUAAAAAAGACAUCAAAUAUGCGGAAAGUCUAGUAGGACCGGAGAAGGGUCUUCUAAAACCCAAACUAGUUGAAAAAUAGACAUAAAGCAAGUUUAAAAAUGCCAAAAACAGCUUUUUAUUUUAUUUUUGAGGCAUAAUUUAAUAUUAUUUUUUCGUUUUUGAUACAGGAAGCUUUUUUUACCCUCGAAAAAAAAUUGAAAAAAAGGAAAAAAAUUUCUAUGAAAAUUCCCAAAGAGUUCUUCCGACUAUGUACAGAAAGUAUGAAAACUUGAACUGUGUUAAUAUUUUUUUUUUUUAAUAUUUGGCUCGAUUCGAAUCUAUUCCGGAUAAUUUCAGAAAUACCAUUCGUGCAGAAAUUUGGUGCUGAUCUUCCUGUUUUUCGCCGAAGAAUUGGAUGUUCUGAAAAUAAACGAUAUGAAGCUCGAUUUUUCGAUCGUCGCCCAAACCGGCGUCCCAUUCGAAUCCGGCUGUCAGAUUUGCGAAAUCGAGAGCUUUGAGUGAGUUUUGGAACGAAUAAGAGCAUGAAAAGGACUUUUUGGGUCGCUUCAGAAUCAAAAAAAAGUAAAAUUUUCCAGAUUUUCUGAAAAAUUUAUGAGUAUUCUUGUUGAAUUAGGUACUAAUUUGCAAAAUUUACCUUGAAAAAAUUUUUUUUUCAUACCUUAAAUGAACAAAGUUUCUUCAGUACGCAGAUAUUUUUUUCUUUUUUUCUGUGUUUUUUCUCUAUAAUUUUGGGCGUUUUGUUGGAAAAAAAGAUGAAUUUUGUUUGUUUUUCCUGAAAGAUUAUAUUUUUCCUGUCGGAGUUGGUUGAAUUUCACUUGAAAAUCUUUUUUUGGUUGCUAUUUUUUUAGUCAUUUCAAACGUCGAAGUUAAUUUAGUGAAUAGAUGUCCUUUUUCCGUAUUUUUUUCUGAAAAAUUUUUGCUUUUUCAAGCUGUUCGAAAAAAAUAAAAACAGGAAUUUUGAUGAGUUUCCUUGUUGAAAUUAUCUAAAUUUUUACUUGAAAAAAAUUCUCAUUUAGCUAUUUUUUUGUAACUUAAAAGUAAUGGAAGGUCGGUUAGUGGAAAGAUGUUUUUGUCAUUUUUCGCCUUUUUCUUGAAUUUUUGCUUUUCAGGCCGCUCCAAAUAGUAAACAUGUAAUUUUUCUGAAGACUUUCUGAAUUUUUGAUGAGUUUUCUUGUUGGAAUUGGUACUGAUUUUCAAAACUUUACUCCUUCGAAAAUAGUUUUUUGCCGUUUUUCGUAACUUUCAGUAAAUGGAGGUCGAGCAAUAGGAGAUAUUUUUGUCCUUUUUUGCUUUUUUCUCGAAUUUUUUGACACGUUCAGUUGAAAAAUUUUUCUUUUUUUUUUUGUUUUUUUCGGAUCGGAUUUGCUCAAAAUUUAUAAAACUUCUUAAUUUUUUCUCAUUCUUUGGUCCAUAAUUUUUUUCGUUGAAGCCAAAUUGUCUUCCAUAAAAAAAUUUAAUUAUCUUUCAGUUGCUAUGAGUCGAUGGAGGCGCAUUUCCUGAACAGACACCCGAAAUCCGAAAAUCACUGUAAAGAGUGCCGAAAUGCCUAUGGAACCGCAUUUUUCUUAUAAGUAAAUUUAAUUAUUUUUGAAUCAUAAAAAAACGGUUGUUUUUCAAGAAAUCACUUUUUUUCCAACAUCAUUUUUCCGCCCGCACUGGCCCUCGCCAAUUUCCUGCAAUAUCAAGCCGUUCUCGAGACUUUGACACCGAAAAAAGUCGCUUCCAAGCUUGUUGAGGUGGUUUUUUGACAAGGAGAUCAUGGAAAAGUUCAUUUUCAGCCCCUGGAAGAUGUGACGAAUCAGAAGCUGCUAAAUUGUGUGGAAAUGCACGAACAUUGGAAGGAUCUCAACGAGAGACCCAACUCGGAGAAAAGUGAAUAUUUUUCGCGGGAAAAAUGGAAAAAAAAAGCUAGGAGAAGUUUAAAAAAAUGUUAAAUUACGGAGAUUUCGUACAGUUUUUAUUGAAAAAGUGUUUCGAUUCAUCAAUUUUUGAAAAAAAUUAAAUUGACGAAUAACGCGACCAUUUCAAAACCGCCAAAAUUAUUUGAAGAAUUUGAGAAAAAGACUGGAUUUAGAGAAAAUUGUACUUUUUUUCUCAUGAAAAAAAUCGAGAAGAAAAGAAAAAAAAGAAUGUUAAUUUUUCGAAGAUUUUUGCACAGUUUUUUUCAUUGGAAAAAAAUGUUUCGAUCUGCGGUUUCUUGAUAAGAAAUUAACCGAGAGUUUUUGAGUUUUUCGGAAAAAAAUAGUCCUUUUUAUGUUUUUUGAAAUGGUAUUCCUAACUUGAUAUUUUCAUUCUUCAAGUUUCCUGUGCCAUGCUCAAAUAUUUCAAAGCGAUUUCAAAAUUGACGCGUUAUACGUUUUGAACGAUUUCGCGAUAUACGCCAAAUUGGAAUUCCGGGCCACGUAAAAGAAACAAAUUGGGUCCUACAACGGGAAACUUACGCAAGAAACUCUAAUUUUGGGGCAUUUUUCAACGAAAAUUUCGAAUUUACUUGUAAAAGUCGCCCUAUCGCGACGUAUCGUUUGGAGGACCGUGCUCCUGAAAUUCCAGUUUCACGAAAUUAUUUUAAAAGAUGAACGGGUCAUUUUUGAAAACGUCGACAUUACUUUGAAGAGUUAUGAUUUUUUUUUUUCUAAAAGGAAGAAUAUAUCGAAAUGAAAGACCAAAAAUGAAAAUUUCAGUAUCGAGACCGGAUCUGGGAUAUGAGUUUGCCGAUUAUUCGGAAGUGGAGAAGGAAGUCGAGAAAAAGGUGAAAAAUGAAAUAAAUAUGGAUGGUGAAAGAAAAUUUUGGAAAAAAAAGCGCAAAAAGUGAAUCUUCUGAAAGAUUUUUAUCGAAAAAAAUCGAGUUUUUUUAAUAUAUUUUUCUGAGCUUUGACCUUAUAGAAAAUGUCUUUUUUCAAAAUUUCAGCAAUAUUUUUGACGGACUCUCGAAAUUUUUAAUAAACAUUUAAAAUCAUGAAAACUUUUCAGGAAGCUGCCGAGAAUCGGAAAAAGCAGGCAAAACGGCUUUUCUCCAGAGUUGUUGAGGUGAUUUUCGCGAUUUUCAGAAUGAAAAAUGAAGAAAAUUUCAACUUUUUAGGGUGGAAACAGGCGUUUCAACAUUUCCGUCGUCAAAUCCUCGGCAAUCGUCGUUUCCCUACCCAUGGGCCACACAUUUGAUCCAUAUGAGGAUUCCGAUUCCCUCUUGGCUUUUCGAAGGUUUCAAAAUAAUUAGAAACGGAAGAAAACGGGAUUUUUUCAGGUACAUGUACUGCAAAAAGUGCGAAAUAGUAUUCUCAUGCUUUGAAGAUGAGCAUUUCCACGGAUGUGCCGCGGGAAAGGUGCGGGAAUCAAAACUUUGAUGAAGAAAAAUGAGAUUUUUGGGGAGCUUGCUGUAGUUUUAAAUCCACUGGGAAAAAUGGAAAUUUAGGCUUUCUGAAAAUUUUCAAUUUUGAAGGAGAUUCAUACAUGGGAAGAGCAUGACUGGUGAAAGCAAACCCCCCUGAUUUUUCUCGUUUUUUUGCCAGCCCCCCCCUUUUUUUCUAGAACCACCGUGACUAUCCCAUGUAUGAGGAGAUUCAUGACAGGAAAAAAAGAUUUUUUGAGGUUUUCCAAACAUUUUUAUUCGAUUAUACUUUCGCUGAAAAGUUUCGGUAUACUCGGCUGGCUUGAGCUUUUUAUAAAUGGGUCCUGGCACGAUUAAAAAAAAAAGAGAGAGCGCUUGGUUGGUGGAGAGCGCAGAGAAACGUCACCAGAUAGCUGUGGAUAUAUGCUUUAUUUGACUCGGAAAAAAUUUAGUGACUACUUAAGCUCCCAAGGACUACCUGGAGAGGACACUGAAGUGGCCACUAGAAUAACCACUUUAGAAACUACUAUUUGCGUCUUAGUGGCCACUAUAGGGUUUUUUGGUGGUCUAGUAGUACUGCUUAGACUUUUGAAGCGGUCACUUUAGUGGCCACUAAAUUGACUACUAUAGUGGCCACUAAAACUUCAAAACCCUAAAGAGGCCACCGAUUCGACCACUAAAGUGACCACUGAAACCUCAGAACCCUAAAGUGACUACUAAACGUUUUCACAGUAAAUUUUUUAAAAAUUGAUCAACUUGAAAAAUAAUUUUUUUUUUUCGAGAAAAUUCACUGUGAAAACGUUUAGUGGUCACUUUAGGGUUCUGACGUUUCAGUGGCCAUUUUAGUGGUCGAACUGGUGGCCACCUCAGGGUCUGACGAGUCUGGUGAGAGGUGCUAACAGAACUCUUAACAGGUGAAGUAGCUCAAUUUCAUAUUCAUUCUUUGCAUUUUCCAGAGUUUUAGAACCUUUCGGUACUAUUUUUUUUUCCCAGGAAAGUUUGCGGACCCUUUAUCAUCCCUCGUCGAAUGUAUUCACCGGAAUCGCCUGUGUCGUCGAAUCCUGCAAGCAUCGAUCUUGUUCCCUUCUCGGCCUGAAACAUCACUCCCUCGUCGAACACAACCUUUCCAUCCGACUGGAUGCACAGAUCAACUCGGAAUCGUCUUUUGGUUGGUUUUGAACGGAGAAAUAUUGAGGAAGAUGAGUAGGAUCAGAGAAAUAAGGUCUUCUUCAAGAAAAAAAAAACGUUAGAAGAGGACUUUUGAGGGUUUCUUUAGGUUUUUGUGCCUUAAAAUGAUUUUUGAACACUUUGAGAGAUUUUCUAAGGGUUUUUUUUCAUGUGAAAGGACAAAAUAGAGAUACUGAGACUGUUAAUUUAAACCUCAAGACUUUUAUUUUCAUUUUUUGAAUUCUUAGACUGCGUGCUUUUUAAAAAAAAUAUCUGGAUUCCUUACUUCCUUACGUCUAAAUCUGGAAUAUUGAUUUAAUCAGCUUCAUCAUUAUCAAAAAAAUUUUUCAAAUUGUACUAAAAAAACCCAAAAAAAUUGUUAUAAUUGGCUCUCGAAACACUCCACAUGUUACUAGGAAAUCAUCUAGAAAAAUAUUCAGAAGUUUUCGAGUUUCCAGCCUUUGAAACGGUCCGUUAAGCCCUUUUUGUCGAGAAAUUCCAUAGGUUAAAACGAAAAAGAUCCUUUAACAAUUGAGUUUUCACUUUGCGGUUUUUUGAAAAUAACACUCCAUGGUGUACCUAAUGAAGUUCCUGAAAGCCGUAAUCUACACGACUUCCCAGUUUUUGAGAAAUGUGGGCUCAGAGACCAAAAAUAGCCGGUUUUGAGGGACUUUUAGGCGUCCUUAUUCAAAAAAUAGGAAGUUUGAGACUUCCAGAAUCUUCAUCGGGUAUAUUGAGAAGUGUUCUGACCAAUUUUUAGGAAAUUCCUUACCGCAAAUUGGAAUUACCUUCCUUGUAAGAAACCUCGGACGGAGCUCGAAAAGUUCCUCUAAAAGCUUCUAAAAGGACAGGAAAAGAGGUCAUUUUUCAUACCCUUAGUGGGUUUUUUUGAACCCUCUGCAAUCUUUUAGUUUCUUUCCAGCUUCUUUCUAUCAAAUGAUGUGAAAUAAGACCUGUUAGGGACCCUUUAAAGACCCCUUUUUUGAAAAAAUCUUUGAGGAGCCUUUAUGAAUUUCCCUAUUCAACUUUAUUUGUGUAGAAACUCUCGAAAACUUCGAUUUUUUCGGUUACCCAAAUGCUUCUCUUUCAAUCUGACUGUACCAGAAUUACCCACAUUUCCAGCUUCAUCCCUCUCGAAACUCUCCAAAUGGUACUGGGAAAACGACAUCGAAGACCGAACCUCGAUGUCGAUUUUCACGGACAUGAAGCUGGAAAUGCCGCCGAGUGGACUCCUCGAACGGAUCGAUUCGGAAGUUCGCGUCAACGUGAAUUUGCUCGAAGAGACCAUUGACACUCGCCAAGUUGUGACCCCGCCCCCUCCGGAGUUCGAUGAUGGGUUCUUUGUCAAAGAUAGGGUAGCCUGGAAAUUGGGAUAGAUGGUGAAAAACUGGUGGUUUUCAGAAAUACUUUUGCCAGUUCUGCAACGAGCCCUCGGCGACCAGGGCCACCGUCUCGGUGAGUUUUAUUGAUGGGAAAAAUCGCUUCAAUUAUUUAGAGAGAAUAAAAUUAAUCAUACCUUGCAGGGAUGGGUAGGAAUUAGAGGUUGUCGUGGAAAAAAAAAAAUUAGAAUACGUAAAAACUUCGACAAAUCAGACCUCGGUAGUGCAAACCGAAAGUGCGGGACUGUGCUUGCGGGAUUCCUUUGAAAGUUUCGUUAUCAAUGGAGCGAACUUGAUUCGGAAAAAUAGCCUUUUAAAAAAAAGAUGGUUUUCUCGGAGCUUCGUAACGCAAACGGCACGCGUUCCGGAGGUCUCUGAGCAUUUCUAGUGAUCACUUUAGAGGCAUCAUCCUUUUUUUCUCGUUACUGUCUGUUCAAAUUUCGAAUGUCAAGUACAAUGACGUCUUUUGAAAACGCUCUGUGAAUGGCUCGGUCUCUGAUUGGCUUAUCGUGCUAUUAGGGGCGGAGCUUGAGCGACGACUUGACUUUCAAAAUCUGAACGGACUUCUCGGGCACGUACCGGACGUUUCUCUGCAUUUCUAGCGACCAUUUUAGCGGCGUAAAACUCUUAAGUGAUCACUUGAAUUUCUCAGAAAGGUCCUAGCGGGUCCUGUUUUCGUUCCCAUUGUCCGAGUUCAUGAAAAAAUGAAAGACUCGUUUUGCCUUGGAGCACAUUUUCUUUGGUUUCAGGAUGUCGCAAAAUUUUGAAAUAAUCCUUUCUUUCUCCAACUUUUUGGUUCAUUUUUGGUUCAAAAAGAUCAUAUCUCCCGGAAACAGAAGGCGGAACUAGCUUUUUUAGAGUACACGGAAAAUGAAGAAAACAGAGUCCUUUAUAAGUGUCCAGCAAAUAUCUCAAACGAGUCCGAAGGUCUUGGAAAAUAAGGAGUCAAAUCAAAUUCCAUUGAAACUUGGCCUUUUUCCAGAGACACCUGUCCAUUUGCCACUGUUACCCGUGUCCUUGCGGAAAGGCUUUUGCCACUUUUGAGCUCCUCACUCAACACAGGAUCCAUUGCUCGGAAAUUGGUUCUAGCCUAAAUUUGAGAGUUAUCUCAAUUUUUGUGUUCAGAAGUCUCACAAAUCUACGCCUCGUGCCCGAAAUGCAACAUCGUCAAGUCGAGAGGACUUCUGAUCGACGCCUACAGACACAUCGUCAGGUGUCACGAAGUCAAGUUCGGCAAAGGCGAUGGACAGGUAAACUGCAUGUGGCCUUGAAAGGGAGGGAGGGGCCAUCCGCGGCAGCUUUUCCUGAUUUUUCCCGAGUUUCAGAGUUUUUCUCUUUGAUACGCGCGUCCUGUCUGAGGGCAUGCGCCUUUAAUUUGAUCUUGAAAUAUUCGUUAUAAAUGCGCGCGGCUUUUCUCUGUCCAUGCGCCUUUAAUUUGGUCUAGAAAUAUCCGUUACGUCCUCACCUGGCCCUUCUCUGAGCUGGCGCCUUUAAUUUAGCCCAGAAAUUGCCAUUGUAUCUGCUUGUGACCCGGUUAUGUGCAUGCGCCUUUAAUUUAGGUUGAAAAUCACCUUAUACCUGCUCGUGACCCGGCUCUGUGCGUGCGCCUUUAAUUUGAUCUAACAAUUUUCGUUAUAAUUGCACACGGCCUGCUUCUGAGCAUGCGCCUUUAAAUUAUCUUCAAAAUUGCCCUUGUAUUUGUGUUUGGUCUGGCUCUGUGCAUGAGCCUUUAAUUUGGUCUAGAAGUUGCCGUUGUAUAGGAACGCGGUUAUGUGUAUGCGCCUUUAAUUGAGUCGAACAAUUUCCGUUAUAACUGCGCUCGGUCUGUCUCUGUCUAUGCGCCUUUAAUUUAGCCUAGGCAUCACCGUUAUGUUCCCGCGCGGCCUUUCUCUUUGCAUGCGCCUUUAAAUUGACUUAAAAACAGCUGUCAUUUUAAAGGCGCAUGCUCAGUCACAGGCCGAACAUAUCGAAGAAGAAGGAUUCUCCGGAUGUCCGGGGAGAAAAAAUCGGGACAACCUGUCGGGAUUACACGAGCUAUUUUUAUAUUUUCCAAGAGUACGGUAUGUGAAAGUCCGCAAUUUGAGGCAUUCACUUUGUGUGUUUGCAUUUUUUUUUUUCGCUCAACGUUUCCGAGGGGUUUAUUUAUUUUUUCUUUUUUGUUUUUAAAUUUAUUGAAACAGGUAUAACUUUGAGUAUUAUUGAAAAAAGAGAAUAAAUGAAGAAAAAAAAACGCGGAAUUGCAAUAGAAGGACAAACACGAACGCCACAAAAUGCGGACUUGCACAUACCGUAAUCUUCAAAAAUGGGGAAUUCGCUCUUCCCGUAGCACCGAGAGAAGAAAAAAGAAAGGAGUGAAGGAAAAACCGAGAAAAUUUCCCUUUAUUUUUCAACUUUCAGAUUUUCCCCGAAGCUGCCGACAUCGGUACGGAAAGCGUUGCGCCUGGUGACACCCGAAUCGCGGAUCCUUAUUAUCGACCCAAAAAUGUCCUGAUCAAGACGCCCUCAACUACAGACAGCUACGACGACAACUCGACGAUGGCCCAAUUGAACCGAUUCUUGGCCGGAAUCCCGACCGACGGCGCUCCUGUCGAAGGGGAAAUCACUGACGUGGCGCCGAAAAAUCUCCGGGAUAUCCUGAGAGCGACGGAAGUUCCGUCUCCAGAGCCCGAACCGAGUUCGGACGCGCCAAUAACGCUCACGGACAUACUCCGGGCCACAGAGGCGCCGAUUUCAGCGGAACAACACCCCACUCUUUCUUCCCUCCUUGCAAGUUCUGAAGGUCCCAUCUUACCUUCGACUCUCGAGACCCCGGUCCUCACGACUUCCCCGGGAGUCUCCGAGACUCCGGACAGGACCAUCAAGACGUCUCCGGCCUUCGAUGAAAUCACGGACCCUGUCCUCCAGCUCCCAGCCGCCUUUGGCAGGAUUCCUGUCGGAGCCCCCGUCAUUUAUUAUCUUCCUGAAGAUGUUAGUUUUAUCAAGUUAUAACGGACGAAGAUCGCGGAGUUGAGAAAAGUUGAGAAGAUAAUUCUAGUAAAUUACUGUUGCCCAGCUUCGGAAGCUGCUCAAAAAUGGAGAAAUGAACCCCUCUCUGUGUUUUUUUUUUAUUGGAAAGGCUUGCUUUUUUCAAUUUUUCUCAUCCUAAAAAUCCAUAUUUGGCGUAUUAAAAAAGAGAACUCAUUUGAAGCGAUAGGUCACUAAAGGGACUACUUUUACGUCUUGAAAAUUUUUUCUCGGUUUUUUUGCUCGAUCUGAAAUUUUUUUGUUCAAAUUGAGUCUGUGAUUCAUGAUCUUUUCCCGCCCUACUUUGACCGGAAUUGACCUUAAACUGCCUUUUUUACAGAACAGCGGAUUUACGUGUUACCUCUGCGAGGUGCAGUUCAAAGAUGAGCGAGCCUUGCAGACCCACAUGGAGAAACACACGGAACAGUGCAAAGUUUGCCCCAUGUGUGAGUUUUGGACUAGAAAAAAGAAGGAAAUGAUGGGAAGCUUUUAAAAAAUAGCUUGUACGCUGCGUCGAUAGUUUAAACGCUUCUUGGACCUCGGUGAGGUAAACUGGAAAUAUCUAGGACACUCUAGGGAUCACUUAAGGCUGCUGAAGCUACUGAAGUGGUCGCUAAAGGGCUCAGCAGAGCACUGACGUGAAACCAUACAGGAGCAGCCAGUAAUCAGAAGUUUAUGUAAAAUAUGAAAAACUUUCCGCGCCUCGGUAACGUGAGCCGGACGUCUCGGAGCACUUCUAGGGGUCACUUAAGAGUUAUGAGACCGCUAAAGUGGUCACUAGAAGCUCCCAAGAACGUCCGAAACGCGUUACAAAGGUCCGAAAAGUCUGUUCUGAUUUUCGUGGCUCAAACUCCGCCCCUAAUUGCCCAAUAAACCAAUCAGAGAGCGAGCCAUUCACAGAGCGUUUUUAAGUGAUCACUUCAGAGUUCUGAGACCGCUAAAGGGGUCACUAGAAAUUCCCAAGAACGUCCGUAGCACAUUACAACGGUCCGAGUAGAUUUUCCUUGCUCAAGCUCCGCCCCUAAUAGCGCGAUAAACCAAUCAGAAACCGACCCAUUCACAGAGCGUUUUAAAGUGAUCACUCAAGAGUCCUGAGACCGCUAAAGGGGUCACUAGAAAUUCCCAAGAACGUCCGUAGCACAUUAAAACGGUCCGAGUAGUGUGUUCAGAUUUUCCCUGCUCAAGCUCCGCCCCUAAUCGGGCGAUAAACCAAUCAGAGAGCGAGCCAUUCACAGAGCGUUUUUAUCACUUAAGAGUCCUGAGACCGCAAAGGGGUCACUAGAAAUUCCCAAAAACGUCCGAAACGCGUUACAAAGGUCCGAAAAGUCUGUUCUGAUUUUCGUGGCUCAAACUCCGCCCCUAAUUGCCCGAUAAACCAAUCAGAGAGCGAGCCAUUCUCAUAGAGUUUUUAAGUGAUCACUUCAGAGUUCUGAGACCGCUAAAGUGGUCACUAGAAGCUCCCAAGAACGUCCGAAACGCGUUACAAAGGUCCGAAAAGUCUGUUCUGAUUUUCGUGGCUCAAACUCCGCCCCCAAUUGCCCAAUAAACCAACUAUAACGACCUCAGUAACGCGAAAACUUGUGCUGACCCUGAAGUGAUCACUAGAAAGGCUCAGGAACGUUUGGGGCGCGUCCGAUUUGCGUUACUGAUGUCCAAUUUAGUCUUUUUUUCAAGUUUCGUGACUUUUUUUUCAAACUUCAAUGUCCUUCGGGAUACUCAGAAUCUAAUGAUAUAACGAAAAUCCAGCCGUUUUUAGCUUUAACAGAGUCCCUGAACCGAUAUUUUCUUAGGACUUCUUGGCUUUUACUUUUUUUAAAAGGAGCCAGUUGCAAAAAUAGUUCAGGCUCUGCGCAAGUGACCGGCCGAGCCGACAUGCUGAAACAUCUCAUGAGUUUCCAUCACGACCCGAAAAAUUCGACCUGCAAAACGUGCUACCGAAUCGUCGAGGCCAGAUCCGCUCCCGCGCACUUCAUCUACGCCUGCAAAAUGGCCGUUCGAUGCGGAAUUUGCCGGGUGAUGGUCGACCCCAGUAACCGGGAUGACCACAUGGCGACCCAUCAGAAAAUCGUCAAAAGGUUUGGGAGCAGAAAAGAAGACUUACGAGAGUUUUUGGGGCUCUUUUUUGGCCGAUUUAAUCGGAUUUUUGGUGUCAGUCAUGUUUCUGUAAUAAAAUAUGUACAGAAAACUCGAAAAAGGCGUCUUUUUUUGCUUUUUGAAGAGUCCUGCAAAGCCUAAGGACGAUAGCUGAGAUUUUUUGAAGGAAACUGAAAAAGAAUAUUUUCUUCUGAUUUCUUGAGAGUCCCGAAAAAUUUGAGAAUAGAGAGCGGAUGUGCAACUUUUGGGUGAAGAUAUUUUGGAGCUCUAUUUUGGCCUUUUGAUCAGAUUUUUUGUGUCUAUCAUGUUUCUGAGUUAAAUUUUGGACAGAAUUAUUGAAAAAGAACCUUUUUUGUUUUCAACAAGUCCUGAGAAUAAAAGAUCCACGUGCAAUUUCUGAGUAAAGGAGCUUCCUCAGAGAUUUUAGGGCUUUUCUUGGCCGUUUCAGCCGGUUUUUUUUGUGUAUGUCAUCUUUCUGAGCUGGAUUAGGUACCAAAAAAUCGAGAAAUAACGUUUUUUUUUUUUGCUUUUUGGAGAGUCCUGAGAGUAAAAGGUAUAUGUGAAAUUUCAGAGUAAAAGACUCUUCCAAAAAAUUUUGGGGCUCCAUCUUGGCCGUUUAAGCCGGAUUUUUGGUGUCUGUCCUGUUUCCAGUGUAUGUUUUGUGCAGAACUCUUGAAAAAAAAACCUUUUUUUUGCUUUCUGAGGAGUUUUUAAAAGUUCGAAGAAGCUAGAAGUUUCUACAGAAAACUCGAAAAACUUGUUAAAGUUAUUUUCUUCUUAGGGAAUAUCCCUCCGGGCCCGCUUGGGAACGUAAAAAGGCACUAAUUUUUGAAAUUUGAAAUUUUUUGAACGGACUCCCUAAAAGAAAAAAGAUAGACCUAAAAAAAUUCAUGAGAUACUAAUCGGAAAACUUCGUUGCGUCAAUAGAAGAAGUUCAGAUUCGAUUGUCCCCAGUGUGGUGAUUAUUUCCCGACUGCUCUUGAAGCUGGUCGACAUGGAUGUUCCUUCAAAGUCUAUCAUUGUCCUUGCGGAGAAUACACGGUAGGAAUCAGGAAUAUUUGGAAGAAAGUGAUUGAGAUUGAUAAGCUUAUUGAGUAAUGAGGAGUAUGAUGAGUAAAAGAAGCUUUAGAGAAAAUAUUCGAAGAAGAACGAGAUACAAAGAAAUAUUCAAAAGCAUUAGCUAAGGUACUAGCAGCAGUUGGAGCCAGAAAUUCAUUUUUUUUAGUCGCAUUUGAAAGAUCUUUGAAAAGUCCAAUUCGUAUCUGGAGAAAAAAUGAAAGUGUCAGUUGCCUUUUAAAAAAGAAAGAGGAAAAAUGGCCCAAGCUAAUCCCUUAAAAAGUUCAAAAAAGGUGUAACUUAAAUUAGGACUUCAUGAUUUUUGUAACUAGGAUUCAAGGCCCUUUUUAUCCUGAAAAAUGAGUUUAUUUCAUCGGAAGAAAGAUUGGAAAAAAUGAAAAAAUUCUGAAAAUCGGCGAUUUCACUGUCCGUGAGGCUACUGUGAAGAUUCAAAAUCCAUUCAUUAACGCAGAUUUCGGUUUUCAAGUCCAUAAAAAAUAUCAAAAUCCAAAGUUUAAAAACUCACGCAAAUCUUUUUUUUUUUCAGCGCUACCACAGCCAACGUGCUUUCGAAGCUCACUACUUCAAAAUGCACACGGGACCCGAAAUGGAGUGCAAACUUUGCUGUGUGAAAAUCAACAACAUGAGCUUGAAAAAUCACGCCCGAAGCCAUUGGCAAACCAAACCGUCGCUACCGUUUCUGCGCGUCCGAGACACGUCCAUGUACAACUUUUCCGAAGUCUUCGACGUCUUGGGGAAGGUCAGAGUCGGGAACACAGAGGUAAAUGAUGAAAAUGAUGGUUCUGAGAAAGUUGAGAGAAAAUCAAUCAGAAAAGGUUUUGGUCAAAAAUCAGAGCUGCUGAGGAGAGGGCCGGGGAACCUCAAGAAGACCCCCCCGAGUUGACCCGACCCGCGAAGUUUGAAAAGUCAAAAAUUUUCUCAGUUGUUUACUAGUUGUUUUUCCACGCGCUUCAAACAUUGCGGGCCAUAUCGCCCCGGGGUGACUCCUUCAACCCUGGGACCUCCCCCUUCUGCAGCUCUGGUCAAAGUAUUUAUAGAUGGGCGGGCAAGUUUUAAGCACCUCAACGGACUAGAUUGAGAUUUUUAAAUGUGGUGCAUUUUUCCGAAUUCCACUUUUGGGCUCUAAAAAAAAAAAAAAGGAAAAAAAGGACUUUCUCAAAGAAUUUUUGAACCUUUUCUCAUUUUUUUCCUCAUCCCAGGAGCCUCGAUUUUUUUAUUCAAAUUUUUAAAUCAGAGCUAUUUUUUUGUUACAAGUUUUCAUGAGAACUGUAAAAAGCUGCAAAAUGAAGGUUAAUUAAAAAAACAAUUUUUUUACUUGAAAAUCAACAGAUUAUUAAGGGAAUGGCUCAUUUCGAACCAAAAUAACUAAAUUUUUUUCAUGCUGGAAUCUUUUUUUCAAAGUUAAAUUUUUCCUUUUUGGAUUUUUCCCUACCCAUUGUCCGUUCGAAAUUUCUGCUGUUUGUUUGACUGGAAGCUUUUUUUUCGGCCUUACAUCAUUAUGAAAUCUUAAUACGCCUUUAAAUCCACCAGUGAGGAUUUUUGGGGAAAAUGGUCAAAUAAAAAAGUUUUCAUAUAUCCAGAAUUGCUUUUGUACCUUUGGCAUAUAAUUUAGAUUUUCUUUUAGAAAAAAAAAACGAAUUUUUUAGUGAAAAUUCCAUGAUUUUUUACACUGUGAACUCAUUUAAAAUAUCUUCAGAAGCCAUCAACUACGGAAAAAACGGUCACAGUCUAUACAACUAAAGAGAAACCACUCACUCUACCUCUACCUGUUCCACCUGGUUUGAAAUAAAGCAAGGCCUUUGAAAAGUUGGGAUUUCAGGCCCAAGCGCCAUUAGAAAUGGAAACAGCAAGGAUGAAGAUGAAAUCGAAGUCAUUGCUACUAUGUAAGUUUUCAGUGGGAUGGAAAUUUGGGAGAUUUAAGGAAAAUAGAAAAAAAAGAAGUAGGAUUUGCAUAGACGCUUUUAGAACUUAUAGCGUGUUCAAAAAAAAUUUUGAGAAGUUUUUAAAGGAUCUUUCAGAAUUUCUAGAAAGGUCUCGAAGCGAAGAGCCGUUUUCAGUUUUAUUAGUGACUUUUUUCAGCAGCGGAGGUGUCCAUCAACCCAUUUUUGGACGUUCCAUCGAACCCUGAAAUGGCUGAAAAUGUAAGUUUUUAUGAAGAAAAAUGAAUCAGGAAUCUUAAAAAUAGACACUUUUUCCAAUUUUUUUGUGGUUUGAAGAGCUAAAAAAAUUCAAAUUUUUUUAGCUUAUUUUCAGCUUGAAAAUCAGGCCUACCGGGUAAAAUGACACUUUGACUUUUUGAAUAUACUAUUUUUUUAAAUCUCAGUUUUUUUGCUGAAGAGCUCGACAUUUUGAGAAAAAAAUAGUCGAAAAAAAUAAUUAUUUUGUCGUAGGAAAAAAAUGUCUGCUUAAUAUCCUUAGUGGAAUGUUAAAGGAAGGGUUAUUUUUAGUACAUAGAAAAAAAUUCGAGCUUCUAAAAAAAUUUUUUUCCUGGCCUUGGUGCUUCUAAAAAAACUCAUUUUUCUUUAAGAAAAAAACACAAAAACCCAAUUAAAAAAAGUUAUGUUUUUGCCUUUUUCAGUACUGCGGAGUUCCAUUGGACAAGUUAGGAUACUUGUGCGUCCAUUGUAGAAUGUUCUUCGCGAUGAAGGCCGAUUUCGAAGCUCACAAGGUCCUUGAAUUCAGAAUUUAUCAAUUUAUUUAUAUGAUUUCAGAACGGAUCGCUUCACAAAAGUCGAAAAGCCCUGGCGGCGAAAUUCGAAAAUUCCGGAUUUUAUUGUGGCGUCUGUCCGGUCAAAUAUGACAAUGUGAAUAGUUUUGAUUGAGAUCGGAGAGAAAAUCUGACGUUUUGAGAGGAAUUUUUGAGCUCGGCUGGCUUGAGUCAUUGGAAAAUGGGUCCUGGCACGAUAAAUGAAGAGAUAGUGUUUGUUUGGGAGAGACAGGCCACGCCCCUAAGCGCCCAAGCUAACCAUAAAUCUGUUUUGAAAUUAAAAAAAUUGUUUCGAAAAGAAAAAUUCAUCUUUUUUGGCUACCAAUUGAAAAAUCAAGUUUUGAUCGAUCCUGGAUCGAAAAAUUUGAAUCCGAGAGCUUUUUUACAAUUUUCUCAGGCCUUUUGAGGAUUUUUUUCAUUGAAAUAGUUUCAUUUUUUUGGCUUUUUGGUUAUUAAUUUUUUUAUUAAAUAUUGAAUCAUUCUAUGUAGAUUAUAGAUCUGAAAAUUCAGACCAUUCAUUAGUUUUUUCAUAGGAGACGAAAUUGAGCUUUUUUUGAAAACUUGAAAAGAAUGAACAAAUUUUCAGUUGAUGCUCCUGUGCAUGCACGAACUUUUCGAUCACGGCGUCCCGGUGAUUUCGUAUUGUUCGGCUUGUUGCGCCGGAUCGACCAAUAUCAAUAUGACCUAUGAUCAUAUCCUUUCUCACGGCACCCGGGUGAGUUUCAAAGAAGGAAAAUAAUGGAAAAUGUCGAAAAUUUUGACUUGAAUACCCACGACCACUUUUUCUGCGUAAAGUGUCGUGUGUCGUGUGCAUGCACUGCGCCGCUUUCGCGCAGAAAAUUGUGUUUAUGUAAAAAAAAUUUCGAUUCGUCUUGAAGACCUCUGGGAAUGCGGCGGCUUGCGCCUUUAUUAUGCCCUGUUAUUUACGUUCUUAGAGUUCCCAUGACGUCACGUGGGAACCGCGGAUGUUUUAGCUCCGCCCUCCGUUUUUUUUUUUGAUGUGGCUUUUUCUUCCACUAAAAAAAGCCGUGUAGUUUCGAAAAUACGUGUAAUUCACGCUUGAGAACUUUUCAAAAUGAUCAAUUCUUUGGUUUGCAUCAGGCUUGGGCGAGGGCUUGCCCGUCGGACCCGGGCCGGCCCAAAGAACGCAAAUUUUCUCAAGUGUCACCUUUUUUCACGACAAAAAUCACAUUUUUGUUAAUUUUUCUUCAAAAUUCAACAUAAAUUUUAUUCAACUAUUGAAAAUUUUGUAUUAGGAUGAGGGCCCAGUUCCGCGCAAGCUCCUUCAAAAAUUAAUAAAGUCCAAAGUUCGAAUUAGCUGGCCCAGCCUGACCUUAUUCACAGUUCAAACAGCUUCAAAACUCGAAAAAAUGCGCUCUAGUUAGACGUUGAUACUCGGACCUCUGUAGGGCAGACCGGACGUCUUUGCGAUGCUCUAGGGAUCACUUAAGGAUGCUGACGCUGCUAAAGCGAUCACUUGAAAUUCUCAGAAACGUCCAGCCCAAAACUGUAAAAUUUUCACAAGUUUAGGAGAUUGAGCGGUUUUUUGUUCACAGAAAAGAGCGUUGAUUGCUUUUUAAAGUUUUAAGAAUUGGAUAAAAAAGAGAAAGAUCACUGUACAGUUCUAAGUGCUUCUGAAUGAACUGUGAAAAUGUUUUUUUUUGAAAAAAUUAAAAAAUUGAGUAAGCUCCUUUUUUUCAGCAAAUCAAGACGGCCAUCAAGUUCGUUUCGGCGCUGACGAUUCGAUACCUCCGGAAUUCGUAUUCCAAUCCCAAUGAGAAAGUUUAUCCGCUUUCAUUGAACUUGUGAAAUAUUGAUCGAUUUUCAAGAGAUCGGUUUAUUUGGACUGUGGCCACGACUAUGAGAGCGGCGCCUCGAUGCACGUUUCCUGUUCGAAGUGCUUCCAUGCGGUUCGUUUUGUUUUAUUUUAGGCGGUUUAGCGGAGCAAAAAGUGUUACGAAAUGCAACAAAAUUGCUUCGAAAUGUUGUAUGUCAAGUAAGAUAACGUCAUUCAAAAAUGCUCUGUGGUCGGCUCGCUCUCUGAUUGGUUUAUCGCCCGAUUAGGAGCGGGGCUUGGCGACGGCUUGAUAGUCAAAAUGUUAUAGCUGAUUCACGGCUGCCUUGAGCCAUCGAAAAAAAGGGUCCUGACACGAUAAUGCACGAGAUAGCACCUGUCUUGUUGAGAGCGUAGACAGGACACGCCCCCUUAGCGUCCCAAGCGAGCCGUGAAUCAGAUAUAACAGACUAUGGAAAAUACGAUUUUGGAGCAAUUUUAGCGCGCCCAAAAAGCACCUUUUUGCGUUUCGGAACAUGCUCCGUUUUUCAGUUGAGCACAAAAAAAAAUAUACUCACCUUUUUUCUUGCAGAUUCCUGUCAGUAGCUCACGACCUCCGCAUGAAUUGGCCAAUUUUUGGAGAGAGUUGAAAGUAAGGAUUUUUUUCAUCGAAAUGGAAAAGUUGCACUGAAAAUACAAAAAAGGGUUUUUUUCUCCUUUUUUUUUAAGCAAAAAUUAAAUGUUUGUUUUUUUUUCUCCCUGAACUUCAGCCUAGAACUACUUCCCUGGAGUGAAGGCAACUUACCUUUUAAUGACCUUAUAAGGAGAAAAAAGCUUCUUCUCAAGUUCUAACAAAAGUUUUUUUCGGCCUUUUACGUCUUUUUUUCAGAAGCUUAUUACGACUUUCUUAUUUUUCAAUACAUUUUUUUCACCUUGAAAAGGGGCUUCCCGAUAGAAAGGCACGAAAAAGAGAGCUAGAAACAUCUUUCGAAAAAUUUUUUUUCUUAAAAACCUCCUUUUCAGGUAUUUUUCAGGUACUCUUUUCGAGAAUUUAUCAUUAAGAUUGAAAAUUUCCCAACUUAAAAUCUCUCAGUCGAAAAUCUCAUCAUCGUCCGACACAUCAAACCAAAAGCUUUUCCAGAACUACAGCCACGUCGCCGUGGACGAGUUCAACAAGCUGUUCGCCUGGGCGCACAUGCUCGAGGGGAAACGCCGCAAACACAUGGAGUCCAUCCUGAAAACGUCCUCGCCGUGGCUUCUCCAGAACGGAUCUCAUCUGCCGGCGGUCUUCCUGAACAUCGACCCCCAGAAAUUGCGAUUCGGCAGCAAUCCGCCGAAUAUACCCGUUCAUUACUACAGUGGCGGACGGCAGGAGGAGGUCAAGCCCAUCAAUUUCCGAUCUGCCUUACCGGCUCAGGUGCGUGGAAGAAACGGAAAAGUUGGACUUUAUGAUUGAAACGGGUUGAAUUGGAAAUAGCUGUUUCAAUGCUCGGUAGCGCAACAGGUUGUGUGCCUGUCUAAGGUCCACAGGGUCACAAGUUCGAUUCCCGCCGCGACAUAAAGUGUUUUAAAAAUGUUGGUAAUGGGUUUCAGUGACAUAGGAAGCCUCAAAGAGCUCAUUUUUUAACGGAAAUUAAGAGAAAUCGAGAACAGAAACGUUAUAACUAGGUAAUUUGCAUCUUCUUCUACUUGUACUGCUUGAGCGCCGUCGGUGCUCCAAAACAAGGUUCUAUUUUGAUAUCAGUUCCGUGUAAAAUCUUCAUUCGAAGUUGUUCCUUCCGAGGCUUCCACCUAGUGGACGGUCCCCGGGCUCCAUUCUGAGCUUGUCAAGGCGCAACUGGAUGGACUACGCACAGAAGAAUGAGGCAAACGCUUUCAACUCUUUCGACUGCCCGCUAGGACUUUUAGUUCGCCAAAGGCGGUUGUUCGUUGUAACUUUCAAAGUUCUUGUUCACCGCCUAACCGAUUAUAUCUGACUAAAAAACAAAGUAAAUCGAUUGAUAAUCAGUGGAUCUGCCCUUCUGUGUAACAGGGGAUUUCGGAGCCGUGGUUUCCCCCAGGCAGCGACCGGAAUCGAACUUGUGACCCUUUAGACCGCAAACAGACACGCAACCUGUUGCGCUGCGGAGAAAAUGUCUGAUUGAGACCUCAGAGGAAAAACGGCAAGCCUUCGCGAUUACAAAAAAUAAACGGCAACGCGCAUACAUCCGUUUAUAGAGCGUGGUAAACUUGGAGAGACCAGACUUGUACUCUCCUCGUUCUACACAAUUUUUAUCUGUUGAAUAGGAAUACCAGAGCUUAGGUCCCUAGAUUGUAAGUAGAACAUGGAGAGUCUGUUCACUCCAAGUUUGACGAGCUCUCUAAACGGAUAUAUGCUCUACUUUUUUUCUGAGAUUUUUGAGCGUAUGCAAAAAAAUGAUGAUCCUAUCGACCGCGUCCACGCAGAAUUAGGAAAGGAAAGAGAGUAAAAACCUGAAAGAAGAAUGAUUUUUCUCAGUACUGUAAUCGUCAAAACUGCUGAAACCCGCAAAUUUCGUUACAAGAAGUUUUUUCAGAGGAUGACAAAAAGAACGCCGAUCCCACCACCGCGCAGCAAUCCUGUAAGUCGUUUUUAUGAGAAAAAAACAUUGGGAUGAAUAUUAUUCAAUCAGAUUUUUUUCUAUAGGAUCCUCUGGAAAGAUAACAAAAAAAUUUUGGUGAGAAAAACUUAUUCAAAAUAGUUACAGGCAGAUCCAAUGUCGCCAAUGAGAAAACUAGUGCCACGGACUCCAGUCAACAAUGCUCCACCGCACAACAUUCCCAACGGCCGUAUUCCAGUGCUCAUCCAGUGUCCGAUCUCCCUCAAAGACGUCAAUUUCGAGAGACUUGUCCCAGCCCAAAGGAUCCGCGCCGACACCGGCCUGCCGCCGAUCCCAGUUCUCCCGAAACAGACCCCCGUUCGGGCUUUGCCUUCCGCGGUGCACCAUGUGCCUCGACAGCCGGGCGGUCUUGCCCCGCUCCUCCCCAGGCUUCUCCCGGGCCAGCCCAUGCCGACGCCACCACCGCCGGUCGUCGUCACCCGACAGACGAUCCGACCUCCGCAGAGAAUCCAAAGGGCCGCUGUGCCCUCCCCGCGGGCGCCCGAGAAUGUCUCGGACGAAGUCGCCUUGAACCGGCUGGUCAAUAAUAACACGAUUCACGUCGAGUCGCACACUGUGGAUCCGGAUAAAGUUGGUUUUUUUUUUCCUCAAAAGGAAGGUCAUUUUUACCAUGCGGUUAGGGAUUUUCUCAAACUCAGAUCUUAACCUGCACAACUUCCUGGUCUUCGAGAAAGGAGGGCUCAAAAAGCCGAUUUUCAUGAUUUGUAAGGGGUUUAGUUUUAAAAACAAGGAAAUUGAGCAUUUUGAGACUUUCAGGAUCAUUUUUUAGUACAUCGAAGAGUAUUUUGAGCAAUUUCGGGGAUUUUCCAACCUAUUGAUCUUUUUAACUAUAUAGUAUGGCAAAAAACUAAAAAAAAAAAUUCAAAUGAGCAAAUUUGAACAUUUAAGGAAUUUAUUUUGGUCCCAAGGUUACUGUAUCUCAAUCUCUGCAGUCUGAAUAUGUCAUAGCCGUGUAUACGCCCUAUGCGCGUAUCACGUUUUUUUACUCAAUUUCUCUGGUUUUCUUUUCUCUUAUCAAUUUAUUUGAGCUUCUUUCUUUGCUGGUACUCAUGUUUGAUUUGAUAGUGGGUCAGAAACGCUGACGCGCAAAAAGUAUGAGCAUGUUUUCGGAUUGCGGAUUUUUAGAUACAAAAUUUUUCACGUUGUAGCAAAUUUAUCAAGAAAAACUUGUGAAAAGAUAUUUUCAAGCCAAUUUUUAAGAAAUGAUACAGAUUUUGAUCAAAAUAAAUAUUUUGUCUUCAGAAAUGGUUCUGCGGAAAGUGCAGCCAACAGUUUUUUUCGACGAGCCCCAAGUCGUCGUUCAUUAUUUCCAGGCUCACGUUUUUGUCGCAACUCAGAACUCAUCGUGGUGAGUGGAUGCGUUCGAAAAAUUCUACCAUAAAAAAAUGAUUUUUUUAAUGUAUUGAAAAAAAUAAAAAAAUAUGUUUUUUUAUCUUCCAUUUUAACGUUUUUUUAGAUAUAAAUUUCAUCAGAAAAUUGAUAAUAAUGGGAAUUUUUUUCAAGUAAAAAGCCUAGGUUUCAGUUGAUUUUUUUGAAAAAAAUUUUUGUGUAGUUUUUAAAGGAAAAAAAUUGAUUCCUGUGGUAAUUAACAUCUACUAAGCAUGAAUGGAAAAAAAUUAACACUUCAGUAAAAUUUUUGAUAGUACGAUUAGUAAUACAUUUCAGAAAGUUAGAAGAAAAAAAUACAAUUUUAAUAAUUUUUUUAGUUUUCAGUUGUUAGAAUUCAUUUCAAAUCAGAAAAAAAUGGCACACGUUGAAAUUUUUUUGAAGGAAUCGGUAGCUAAAAUAUGUUUUUUUGAUGAAAAUUCAUGAUUAUAUCUACAUUUUUCAACAGUAUUUUUCAAUAUUUAAAUUCCAUCUUUUUUUGCAAAAUUUUUUUCUUAAAAAAAUCAUUUUUCAGUCUGGCCAGUGAAGUUCUUGCUGAAAUGCCCGGUGCCGGAUUGCAAAAUCGAAUUUCACUCCCUGAAAGAUUUCAACCUUCAUUUUCGCUAUAUUCAUGAUGAACCAUUGCCUCAUCGUGUUCCGUGAGUUUCUCCCUUUCGAAUUUCAGAUAAAAUGACCGCAUUUUACAGAUCUUGCGGCACUGGCUUUGCGACGCCGGAAUUGGCUCAAAAACACGAGAAAGAGCACGCUGAUUGUGUCGAGUAGGGAGAUUACUAUAGUAUUCGUUGCAAAUCAUUUUUUUUAAAGGAGCACGAGAUUCGAACAGCAGUGCUGUCCGCUGUGUGGUACUUUUGAGACCUGGGCGGUUCCUUAUAAGGUUUGAAGUUCAUUUGAAUGAGGGUUACGGUAGUUAAUGUUCGUUGCAAGACCUUUUUAAAGAAAAAAGUGGGAAAAACCGCUCAAAGCGUCCCGGUUUGAAGAAACAAAAGUAGAAUAGUCUGAUUAACCAUUUUUGGUUUUUCUGACGUGUCUGUGCUCUCUUAUCUCUUACGCGGAAGGAAAUCGAAAAUUUGAUAUAGCGCGUGAAAGAGAGAGAGCGCAUAGAAAUCAGACGGAUACAAGUUGAAGAAUGGAGUAUAGCUAAUUGACGGCUGGCUUGAGUCAUCGAAUAAAGGGUCCUGGCACGAAAAAAAGAAAAGAAGUAGUGCCCUUUCGGCGGAGAGCGCAGACAGGCCACGCCCCUUAGCGUCCCAAGCUUUUUUUUUUUUGAAGUUUUGAAACGCAAUGCGACCGCGACGCUUUGAGAUAUUCCAAGUUUGACCAUGAAUUUUCGAAGUCUGACGUGAAAAGCAGACUUUGUUAAAAAAAAAAAAAGAAAAGUGGCAUUUUGAUAAGAAAUAUUUUUUCAGAUUCCCGGCACGAUCAGAAGCAUCGUCCUUUCUCACAUUCAUUCACACGCCUUCAGACAUUUGUCGCGAUGUUGCUGUGCUCGCAGAUUCAUUGAUGAUCAUGAUGUGAUUAUUUUUUCCUCCUAAUUUCAAGAUUUUACUGAAAGAGUUGAAAUAUCAAAAGAAGUUCGUAAAAAUUAAAAAAAAUAACAAGUUUCCCUUACUUUUUUGGCAUACAAAACUUUGAAUCCCCAAUUUUCAGUUCGUCGUCUGCCUGGAGCACUUCAUCAAUGAACACACGAUCAUCGAUGGCGAAAAAUAUUACUGUAUAUUGUGCAAACUGACGGUGCAAAACAAGGACGAGCUCAAAAUUCAUUGCAGUAAAAUUCAUUUUGUAAGUUUCAAAAGAGAAAAAAGUUCACAAAAUCACAAUUUUCAGGCUCAUGUCCUGUUCGACAUCACCGAAAAGCUGCCAUUGGUCGUUCAAACUCCGACAACUAUGAAGAAAUUCCUCGGCAUUUAA
This is a messenger RNA of Caenorhabditis auriculariae, 27330 nucleotides long. The record is from the annotation of a GenBank genome assembly. Lineage: Eukaryota; Metazoa; Nematoda; Chromadorea; Rhabditida; Rhabditidae.